This is a messenger RNA of Benincasa hispida (wax gourd), 1957 nucleotides long. Its product is annotated as cytochrome P450 CYP82D47-like. Gene Ontology annotation, molecular function: monooxygenase activity; oxidoreductase activity, acting on paired donors, with incorporation or reduction of molecular oxygen; iron ion binding. Lineage: Eukaryota; Viridiplantae; Streptophyta; Magnoliopsida; Cucurbitales; Cucurbitaceae. The record is from RefSeq and is a predicted model, not a curated record.
AGAGUUCCAAACAAAAUUGUUGUUCUGUAAGCGAAAUUUCGCGUCUCCUUACGGUUUCUAUUCAUACCUAUCCUAUACAAAAUCAAUCCCUAAGAGCUCAAAUAUUCCAAAUUUGCUAACGUUGUCGUAGGCAAUAUGGAACUCUCUAGCUUCUCCUUCCCCGACACCGUUGCCGGAAUCUUCGCCGUCAUCAUCUUUCUCUAUGCUCUCUUAAAGAUAUAUGGAGGAAGAGUCCGUCCUCAUCGGAAGCGACUGCCACCUGAAGCCAGUGGCGCCUUGCCGCUGAUUGGCCACCUCCAUCUUUUAGAUGCAAAUGAACCAGCCCACACAACGUUUGCCAAAAUGGCCGAUGCAUAUGGGCCAAUUUUUACGUUGAGAUUGGGUGCGUACACAAACUUGAUUGUAAGCAAUUGGAAAAUAGCGAGAGAGUGUUUUACUACAAACGACAGAAUCUUUGCCUCUCGUCCAAAGCUCGUGGCCUCAAAGCUGUUAGGGUAUGACUAUGCCAUGUUGGGGUUGAGCCCAUACGGUCCACACUGGCGCCAUGUCCGAAAAAUAGCCAUGCUCGAACUCUUGACGAACCACCGCCUCGAGAAGCUCCAACACAUAAGGGUAUCCGAGGUCCAAACAUCGAUGAAGAAGUUGUAUGAGUUAUGUGUCAGAAACAAGGAUAAUAGCGAGAAGAAAACGUUGGUGGAGAUGAAGACGUGGUUUGGAGAUAUAACUCUCAACACCAUAUUUAGAAUAGUUGUUGGAAAGCGAUUCUCAACGGCGGUGGAUGCCAGUGGCAAUGAUAAUGAAGAGUAUCGAAAGGCAUUGAGGGAUUUCUUUGAAUGGUUUGGAGUGUUUGUUCCUUCAGAUUCGUUUCCGUUUCUAAAGUGGUUGGAUUUGGGUGGACAUGAGAAAGCCAUGAAGAAGACUGCCAAAAUGCUUGACGAAGUGUUUGAUAAAUGGCUUCAAGAGCAUCAACAAAACAGGAAUAAUAUUGGUGAAGAAAAUGUGGAAGAGCAUGACUUCAUGGAUGUGAUGCUUUCUAGAGUUAAAGAUGACGGACAACUUUCUAAAUAUGACGCUGAUACUGUCACCAAGGCUACAUGUUUGGCUCUUAUAUUGGCUGGAUCUGACACUACAACAGUUACAAUGAUAUGGGCUCUUUCUUUACUUCUUAAUAAUCCAGAAGUACUUAAGAGAGCUCAACUUGAAUUGGACGAACAUGUUGGGAGGCAAAGACAAGUGAGGGAAUCUGAUGUAAACAAUUUGUUGUAUCUCCAAGCUAUUGUGAAGGAAACAUUACGUCUCUAUCCUGCAGCACCAAUUCUAAUCCCUCAUGAAUCCAUUGAGGAUUGUAUGGUUGCUGGUUACCACAUCCCGAAGGGAACACGACUCAUAGUAAAUAUUCAAAAGCUUCAAAAAGACCCAGAAAUAUGGAAGGAUCCUUGUGAAUUUCGACCAGAAAGGUUUUUAACAAGUCAAAAAGAUUUUGAUGUUAGAGGACAGAGUCCCCAGUUAAUACCAUUCGGAAGCGGUCGAAGAAUGUGUCCAGGAAUUUUGUUUGCUAUGCAAGUUAUGCAUUUAACACUUGCAAAUUUGCUUCAUGGGUUCAAAAUUAUUAGGCCAUCUGAUGAGCUACUUCUCGACAUGGAAGAGAGUGCUGGAAUGACAAGUAUUAGAAAGAACCCACUUGAAGUUGUUUUAACUCCUCGUCUUCCUGCUCAAGUUUAUGAGUGAUAAUCUUAUUACAAAAUGUAUGUAAAAUUGAAGAGUGAUAAAAACCAAAUGAAACUGAAUCAAAUAGAGAAUGGACAAAAAUAAAGAAACUAUAGCGUUGAUAUUCUCACAAUAAAAUAAACAAGUUUAUGAUAUAGUAAUCGGCUUAAAUUUACUUUAUGAGGAAAAACUUACUGUAAACCAAACGCAUUUUAGUUUGUUUUAAUGUUAGUGUAAUUUAUUUGUUCAA